Prorocentrum cordatum is the source of this 288-nucleotide messenger RNA. NCBI's taxonomy places the organism in Eukaryota, Dinophyceae, Prorocentrales, Prorocentraceae. The record is from the annotation of a GenBank genome assembly.
AUGGCCCUGUCGUGCGUCCUGGCGCGGCCCAUCCGAUCCGAUUCCGACGCCGUGCCGAUGCGGCCCGAUCCGACUUACGUUCUGCUCCGAUCCGUUCUUCCCGAUUCGGUGCUGGCCGAUCCUGCACGGCCAGCCCCCGGGCGCGCCGCCGGAGAGGCGUCGGCGGUGGCGGGCCUCACGCGCCCGGCGCUCACGAAGUUCUGGGCCGCGGGCCUGAGCUUCAGCAAGUGCCACGCGGAGCGGGACGUGCCCGCCGACCCGAACCUGAUGCACAUCUUCACCGGGGAG